Gryllus bimaculatus (two-spotted cricket) is the source of this 789-nucleotide messenger RNA. The record is from the annotation of a GenBank genome assembly. Lineage: Eukaryota; Metazoa; Arthropoda; Insecta; Orthoptera; Gryllidae.
CGAUCGCGCGCCGGCGCGGCUGACCCGUGCGUGCUGCGUGUGCGACUGGACUCGAGUGCGAGAGCGAGAGCGACAGAGCAGUGGACUGAACCCUGCGGUGCUCCUGUGCGUUGCAGAGGCGGCGUCGGAGCCAUGACGACGGUGCGGCAGACGGUGACGACGGUGCAGCAGAGCAGCGGCCACGGCGGGGCGCCCGGACUCGACAACAGCCUCGCGGUAGGCUACGGCGGGUCCACGGAAAAAACGGCUGUGGCGGCAGGGACUAGGGCAGGCACCAGGGAUGGUUGGUGGCGGUGCGUCGGGGCAGGUGUGGGCCGGUCGCUGUUGGCAGUGGCGGUGGCGCUCACGUGCCAGGACACGGGUUUGAGCCCAGCCUUGACCCCGCGCGGACGCCACAGCCACCAGCGCCAAGACCGCCCCGCCACAACCAUCGCUGCAACCGUCGUCAUCGCCGUUACUACCGCCUGCGCCUCCACCGUCACGGAGCACGUCCCAGCCCGCAGCAUGAAUUUACCCUCUGUCGAUGACGGUCAACUGAAACCUCAAAUCUCACGUGGCUGCGUGUCGCAACGUCAUUCUGGAAGGAGCGGCGAAGGCUCCGGCGCCGACGACUCGAAGCUGCGCUGCGCUGGCCCUGGCGGAGGCGGUGGCGGAGGCGGAGGCGGAGGCGAGGGCGAAGGUGGUGGUGAUGGCGAUGGCGGGGGCGAUGGCGGGGGCAAUGGCGGGCCAGUGGUGGCAGUGGCGGUGUCGUUCGCGGUGCCGGUGGCGGUGGCGAAGGCGCUCUUGUGA